Girardinichthys multiradiatus is the source of this 962-nucleotide messenger RNA. RefSeq names its product GTPase IMAP family member 4-like. NCBI's taxonomy places the organism in Eukaryota, Metazoa, Chordata, Actinopteri, Cyprinodontiformes, Goodeidae. The record is from RefSeq and is a predicted model, not a curated record. The coding region runs from base 1 to 861 and encodes 286 amino acids. Gene Ontology annotation, molecular function: GTP binding. The transcript is spliced from 4 exons.
AUGAUCCUGGGUAGACCAGCCUUCUGGGUCGAGUUGUCCCCCUCCUCUAAAACCACAAGGUGCAGGAGACAGACCGGGGUAGUAGGCAGUCGAAGUGUCUCAGUAAUCGACACCCCGGGGUUCUUCCAUACAGACCUGUCCCCACAGGAUGUCAUGGCAGAGGUGGGUCAGAGUGUCAGUUUGUACUCUCCUGGACCCCAUGUGUUUUUGGUGACCCUACAGCUUGGCAGGUACACGCAGGAGAGAGAGGCCUUGGAGUGGAUGAAGGCGAUGUUUGGGCCAGAGGUAUCCAGGUUUACCAUGGUCCUGUUCACCUGGGGGGACCAGCUGCAAGGCAAAUGUGUCGAGUCCUUCCUGGAAGAGAGUCCAGAACUGUCUGAGUUUGUCAGCAGCUGCCAUGGGGGGUAUCAUGUCUUUGACAACAGCAGGCAGGAAGAAAUGUCAGGGCACUCCGAGCAAGUCAUGCAACUUCUGAAGAAGAUUGACGAGAUUGUUUCAAACAACCAAGGCGACUGCUACAGCAAUGUGAUGAGGCAGAAGGAGAGGAGAACACAGCAGACAUGGAGAGAACAAGGAAGGAGGAAGAGAGCUGAGAGGCUUUUUUGGUGCGAGCUCAUGGCUGCACUGGGCAGAGGCGCUGCGGAGGGGGCGGGCAUCAUGGGCAAGGAUAAAAGCAAACCAGUUAAGAAGGCGAAAGUGGUGGAAAAGGCGAUGGGUCUGGCGGUUUCACCUUUCUUCAUAAAAUCAGCUGCAAAAGUGCUGGAAGGAGCAGUGAAAGAAGGAAGCAAGCUGCCCAGCCCUGCUUGGCCUGUAGACCAGACGAUCUGGGAGUGCAUCUUGUUAGACAAUCAUGAAGGCUGAACUGUAGACUCAGAGCAACACAUGUUCUGUAGAGGACAUCCCAGAGACAGGACUGACCCAUGUUAAGGCUGCCAUAACAGGUAUGAGCUGAGCUAAAGGUU